CCGCCCCGCCCCGCUCCCGGCACCCACCGUGCGGGCGGGCCGGCGGAGCGGAGGGCGCGCAGCUGGUGGCGCAGGAAAUAAACGGCUUCUAAUGCGAGGAGCACGAUGAAAUUCGGUUGCCUUUCUUUCCGACAGCCCUACGGAGGGUUGCUUCUAAACCAAGUCAAAACAGUAGAGACUCGCUGGCGUCCUUUGCUAGCACGCUACAAGAACUGCACCAUUGCUAUUCAUAUAGCUGUUAGGGACUGGGAAGAUGAAACGUGGAGAGAAAUUCUUCUGAAUAGGUUCGGCAUGACACCGAAACAACUGCAAGAUUUGUUGGAUGAAGGGGAAAAAUUUGGCAGGGGAGUUAUUGCAGGAUUAAUUGAUGUUGGAGAGACAACACCAUAUCCAGUACACCUGCCUCCUGAAGAGAUUCUGGAGCUGGAAAAGAAAGCUGUCCUCAGUAAUCUACAAGGGAAAUACUUGACUGUUGUUUCAAAUCCCAGAUGGCUCCUGGAACCAAUUCGUGCCAGAGGAAAAAAAGGGGUGUGGGAGGUGGACAUCCCUGAAGAACUGAUCCUUUCAGAAUUGUAGCUGUUACCCCUUACUAUUAUCUUUUCCUGCCUAAAUGCAGACUUGUAUUUAAGGUGCUGACUUUUGAAUUACAUCAGCAUUUUGUCUAGGAUUCUAUUCCAAAACUAUUUGAAAUGGCAAAUACAUUUUUGAGGCAAACCAAACAA
Messenger RNA from Haemorhous mexicanus (house finch), 722 nucleotides. Its product is annotated as EOLA-like protein. NCBI's taxonomy places the organism in Eukaryota, Metazoa, Chordata, Aves, Passeriformes, Fringillidae. Bases 106 to 576 code for a protein of 156 amino acids. The transcript is spliced from 3 exons. The record is from RefSeq and is a predicted model, not a curated record.